AUGGCCGACGCAGAGAAAGCUGAGAGCUCCCCGUCCCCCGCAAUUGCAGCCGGAGCUGCGGCCGGAGGUCCAUCAUCACCUCCACCCGUCUCUCCCAAUGCGCCGGGCAAUGAUGAGUUCAUCGCACCCACAGAGGGCACCAUCAUCGAGGCUGCAGACUCGGACGAGAGCGACGAUGGCUACGCAACUGAUGACAUGUCGCGCGGCUCCACAAGCAUAUCCUCGAGCGUGCGCGACUAUGCCUUUGAGAACAACCGGCGCUACCACAAGUUCAAAGAGGGCGCCUAUGCCUUCCCCAACGACGAGCCCGAGCAGGAGCGCGAAGACAUGAAGCACGCCAUGAUUGUGAACCUGUGCGACGGGCGCCUCCACUACGCGCCGCUCAAAAACCCCCAGAAGAUUUUGGACGUCGGUACUGGGACCGGAAUCUGGGCUAUUGAUAUGGCCGAUGAGUAUCCCGAGGCCGAGGUGACAGGGAUUGACCUGAGUCCCAUCCAGCCCAACUGGACUCCUCCCAAUGUUUCCUUCCUGGUCGACGAUGCUGAGUCCGAGUGGCUUUACAAGCCCGGAACCUUUGACUACAUCCAUAUCCGACACAUGACGAGCUCCAUCCGGGACUGGCCCAAGCUGCUCGCUCAGGCAUACACUGCACUCAAGCCCGGCGGCUGGAUUGAACUACAAGAGCUUCGUUUCAUCGUCAUGUGUGACGACGGCACUCUCAAGGACGAUGACCCUGUGGCCGACUUCAUCAACAACGUCAAAAAGGGCUUGGCUGCACUCGGCGUCGACCUCCUGUCGAUGGAGAAGCACCCCCAAAGGCUGGAGGAAGCCGGCUUCACCAACAUCGACAAGACGGUGCUCAAAGUGCCGAUUGGUGUUUGGCCGCGCGAUCCGAAACUCAGGACCAUCGGCCUCUACAACCGGAGCAUGAUCUACGACGGGCUGCAAGGGAUCGCCAUGGGACCGUACACUAGGGGUCUUAAGUGGACGCCAGCCGAGGUGGAAGUCUACCUCAUUGGAGUCCGGAAGGGGUUGAUGAACCAUCACGUCCAUUCAUACUAUCCUUUCCACGCUGUCAUUGGACAGAAGCCUCUGUAG
Canariomyces notabilis is the source of this 1098-nucleotide messenger RNA. Its product is annotated as S-adenosyl-L-methionine-dependent methyltransferase. The transcript has 3 exons. Lineage: Eukaryota; Fungi; Ascomycota; Sordariomycetes; Sordariales; Chaetomiaceae. The record is from RefSeq and is a predicted model, not a curated record. The coding region runs from base 1 to 1098 and encodes 365 amino acids. Gene Ontology annotation, molecular function: methyltransferase activity.